This is a messenger RNA of Liolophura sinensis, 2999 nucleotides long. RefSeq names its product ATPase PAAT-like. The transcript is spliced from 5 exons. NCBI's taxonomy places the organism in Eukaryota, Metazoa, Mollusca, Polyplacophora, Chitonida, Chitonidae. The record is from RefSeq and is a predicted model, not a curated record. The coding region runs from base 1 to 1257 and encodes 418 amino acids.
AUGUCCUUAAACUACUGUGAUAUUUCUGUGUCGUGGACUGUUGAGAGGAGCGAGAACUUACAGACAGUAUUCAGUUAUCGAGUCACACAGUCUACUGAUGUCUUUGAAGCAAGUGCCCAAGUUAAAGAUGCGAUAGAAGAGAGCUACAAAAGCUGCCAGUUGACACAUGAAUUGGGAGACACUGCAGCUGACAAUUCAGAGCCUUGUGUUGUCAGUCUGACCUGUAAAACUCCCUACAAUGUGUCCUUGCAGGGGGUAGAAAUCCUGAGUGAAUCUCGCACACAGGAGGUAUACGAUGACCAAGACAUCUACAUGAUGACAUCAUCACUACAGAACUCUAGGAAAGACUCGGACAAUGUUAAUCUGUACAGGAGUCUGACCUGGUGGGAAAAACCCCUCCAUCAAUGUUCCAUCAAGUUUUUAUCUUUAGGAGGACGCAAGACAUUCCAGCUGUGUAGUGUGGUGGUACAUUUAGUCCAAGGAUCCACUGAUACCUGUUCACCCAGUCGACCACUCCAGAUGAGUCAGAUUGACAUGGGCAGAGUGAAGGACAUUGUGGGCUCCAUGGGUGGAGGUUUGUCAGAGAGAGCACAGGCCUUCAUGACCACAAUGGAACAAUACCAACAAAACCAGGAAGCCACAUUUGCCGAUAUGGAAAAGAUGCUUGGAAAAACUGCUGUUUCAAAAGAAAGGAAAACAUCGGGAGCAGGGGACAUGUCCAAAUUCGUAUCCAUGUUUUCUACAAUGAGUAAACUACGUCAAACAAUACCUGCUGUAAACAGUGACUCUGUACCCAAAUUUGACUUGAAAAGCUUGGGUCAAAGUUUGGGUCAUCCACUAGGCAGUGAAAAUGGAAUUGCAAAUGGUGAAAACCCAGCAGAAAUGUUCAGUUUUCUGAAGAACAUUUGUGGGAAAGUUACUCAGAUGAGAGAAACUGGUAACCAUAGAAAGACGUCUGGGUUGUCAAAUGAAGAAGGGAAAAUAAACUCUGAAACUGACAGCAAACUAUCGCCACCCAUUUCAUCAGACGCCUCAUUAUCCCAGAUAGAGAAAAGACUCACUGAACACAUUGAUAAAAUGGAGGCUCGGCUGGAGGCCAAGAUUGAUGAGAAGCUUCAGAAACUUGAAGAAAACUUUAAUAAGAAACUGGACAAAAUUUUGGAGCUGCUGACUCAACCUGUGUCUGGAGACCAGGGGUUGUACGAGAGCAGUGAUGAGUCUUCUGUGUCAUCAGAUGGAGAAUUAACUCUGGACUGAUGACAGUUGUAAAACACACCACAGACUGAUGACAGGUGUAAGACGCUGUACAGACAGAUAUCAGGUGUUCAGCACACUACAUGUUGCUGUAUAGUGUAAAGCACACCAAAAUCGAGUGUUGCAUAUACUUCUCAUUGAUUUCAGGUUUAAGCAACAAUAUUCAGAAAGUGUGUAAAACACACCACAGACUGAUGACAGGUGUAAGACACACCACAGACUCACGACAGGUGUAAGACACACCACAGACUCACGACAGGUGUAAGACACACCACAGACUGACGACAUAUGCUUCUCAUUGAUGUCAGGUUUAAGCAACAAUAUUCAGACUGAUGCCAGGUAUAAAACACACUACAGGCUGAUGUCAGGUGUCAAACGCACUACAGGCUAAUAUCACUUGUGAAACACACUAUACAGGCUGAUAUCAGGUGUAAAACGCACUACAGGCUGAUGUCAGGUGUAAAACACAUACUAGACUGAUUCCAGGUAUAAAAUACACCAUGUGCUAAUGCCAGGUGUAAAACGCACUACAGGCUAAUGUCAGGUGUAAAACGCACUACAGGUUGAUGUCAGGUGUAAAACACAUACUAGACUGAUUCCAGGUAUAAAAUACACUACUUGCUAAUGUCAGGUGUAAAACACACUGCAGGUUAAUGUCACUUGUGAGACACACUAUAUAGGCUGAUGUCCGGUGUAAAACGAACUAUUCAUUGAUGUCAAGUGCAAAACACUCUACAGGUUGAUGCCAGGUGUAAAACACAUUACAGACUGAUGCAAGUUUUAAAAUAUACUACAAAGUGAUACCAUGACAAACUCUACAGAGCUAUGUGAACAGGGGUAAAACAUACCAGACUGGUGACAGGUAUAAUCACUGAUGCCUGAGGCAGAUACUAUAAGUGAAGUGCAUUACACCUUAAUAUAUGGUGUAAAAUACUACAAGCUGAUAUCAGGUGUGAAAUUUACCAGUACCUCAGACUGAUGUCUGGUGUAAAAAUGCACCACAGACUGAUAUACGAUAUAAAAUGCUGUAGAAAUCAUAAAAUGAUCAGCUCAUGAACUCACUUUAAUGUGUGCUUUUUGCUUUAUGUUUUCAUUUCUUUCCUAAUAGCGACAUUUAAAAGGUGUGUAUACUGGUUGUGGAGGGCACAAGUAUGUAUGUCAUACCAGUACAGACUUCUUAAAUACUUGAUGUGAAUAGAUUAUAACUCCAGUUGUUAACUUUUAAAAGCUUUAUGACAUGUACAUGUAUCUGUCUGAUGUUGUAUGUUAGUAUUUAUGCAUGAAAAUCACAUUCAUAUAGCUACAUGUACUCUUUAGGGGAUAGAAAACAGCAGAGUGAAGGAUGAAAGACCAUUACACACUGUCCAGGAAUAUUGUUUUAUUUAUUUAUUAUUUUUUUUAGAAUUUUUCCAUUUGAGAAAAAUAGUUCUAAAACAUCAGAUUUUAUGAUGAUCUGUAUUGACCCAGAGGGUAUCAGUGAUGUAACAGCCAUAUUUUUGCUUCAAGUAGUUUGUCUCAAACACAAUUCGGCGAAUGCAUUCAUAGCUCGGUAUAUAAUGUAUUUUGAAUGUAGACAUGUGGCAGUCUGUGGGUGUUCAUUGGCAAAAACCUGACGUGAUGUCACUGGUCAUAACAUGGUCAGAAAGGGUCAUUAUAAUCCAAAGUUUUAAAUGCAUUUUGCUUAAGUGAAAAAAUUUUAAAAGGUAAAAGUAUUUUUCAGCACACUGUUUUAUGUUUUUUCAUCU